AUGACUGUAAAUAACACCCAGAAAGAUUCCAAUGCGAAUCAACAAACAGGCAGUAGCAUAAUUGACGAAAACGAUUCAGUUUCUGAAAAGGACAACGAUGAUAAUACUGUAAACACCACGGAGGUAACUAAACCAAAUGAGAGCACUGGUUACUUACCACAACCAAGUAGUGAAGCAGGCCUCCAAAUAGAUAAAAGUGUAAUAGCCGUAAGCGAUAUGGAAGCCGAAGAAGAUGGUAAAGAAGAAGAUGAUAAAGAAGAAGAGGCUGAAGACGAUGAUGAUGAUGACGAUGAUGAACCACCUUUGCUAAAGUACACAAGAAUCAACCAACUCCCGAAAAAUUUCUUUCAGAGAGACUCAAUAUCUUCAUGUUUAUUUGGUGAUCAUUUUUUUGCAUUUGGUACGCAUUCAGGUAUUUUACAUCUGACUACAUGCACAUUCGAACCCAUCAAGACAAUAAAAUGCCAUAGAUCUUCAAUACUUUGUAUCAAUACUGAUGGUAAACAUUUUGCUACAGGAUCUAUUGAUGGCACCGUUAUCAUUGGAUCAAUUGAUGAUCCGCAGAAUAUAACACAGUUUGACUUUAAAAGGCCCAUAAAUUCAGUAGCAUUGCACUCAAAUUAUCAAGCAUCAAAGAUGUUCGUUUCCGGUGGAAUGGCUGGCGAUGUGGUAUUAUCCCAAAGAAACUGGCUAGGUAAUAGGAUUGAUAUUAUCCUAAAUAAAAAGAAAAAGAAAAAGAUCAAGAAAGACGAUCAACAGCCGGAUAUGAAGGGCCCUAUUAUGGGAAUAUACACUAUGGGAGACCUUAUUUUAUGGAUGGAUGAUGACGGCGUUACGUUUUGCGAUAUUCCAACUAGAUCUGAGCUUUUGAACAUAUCAUUCCCUACACAGAUUUUCAACAUUCAGAAUGUCAGACCGGAUCUUUUCAGACCUCACGUCCAUUUCUUAGAGAGUGAUCGGAUUAUUAUUGGAUGGGGAUCCAACAUUUGGCUUUUCAAAGUUUCCUUUGCUAAGGAUUCACACUCGAACAAAUCUAGUGACUCUACAUCGCAAAGUAAUAAUAUGAGUCAUUUCAACCCUACUACUAAUUUCGGCUCUUUACUGUCAAGUGCCGCCUCAAGUUUCAGAGGUACGCCAGAUAAGAAAGUAGAGUUAGAACGCCAUUUUACGGUAUCGAUGCUGAUUGCUGGGUUAGCAUCAUUUAAAGAUGAUCAGUUAUUAUGUCUGGGAUUUGAUCUAGACAUCCAAGAUUGCACUGAUGACAAUGGAAAUAGCAACUCCAAUCUAGGUAACCAGUCAAAAAAUUUACUGUUCAAGGGAAAAGCCCCGGAACUAAAAAUUGUCGACCUUUUCAAUGGUGAUGAAAUAUACAACGAUGAAGUCAUAAUGAAAAACUACGAGAAAUUAUCAUUAAAUGACUAUCACCUGGGUAAACAUAUAGACGAAACCACGCCAGAAUACUAUUUAAUAAGUUCAAAUGAUGCUAUCAGAGUUCAAGAACUUUCAUUGAGAGACCACUUUGAUUGGUUCAUAGAGAGGAAGCAAUUUUACAAAGCCUGGAAGAUUGGUAAAUACGUAAUUGGAUCAGACGAAAGAUUUAGUAUAGGUUUGAAAUUCCUUAACACUUUGGUAACCAAGAAGGAUUGGAGUACACUGAUCGAUCAUUUAAACAUUAUCUUCGAAGAAACUUUAAGCUCAUUAGAUUCGAACUCAUAUGAAGCUUCCAAUAAAGUGUUGCUACAAUGGGCAGAUAUAAUAGAAGUCUUAAUCAAAUCAGGAAAAAUAGUAGAAAUUGCACCCUUAAUCCCUGAGAAACCUGUUUUAAGAAAGUCGGUAUAUGACGAUGUAUUGCAUCAUUUUUUGGUAAAUGGAAUGAUUAAUAAAUUUCAUGAAUAUAUUAUCAAAUGGGAUCUGAAACUCUUCUCUGUUGCACAUUUUGAAGAAGAGCUAGAAACGAAGAUAGAGACCGCCAAUGAACCCACAGUCUUACACGAUGAAGUGGAUUCCGAUAUUACUUAUAGAACAGAAUUAGUCCUUUUAUAUCUAAAAGAGAACAAAUAUACGAAGGCAAUACCACAUUUAUUGAAAGCUAAGGAUUUGAGGGCCUUAGCUAUUAUAAAAUCACAAAAUUUGUUGCCGCAGUAUCUAGAUCAGAUAGUAGAUAUCAUUCUCUUGCCUUAUAAGGGCAAGGUUUCUCAUAUCCCUAAACUAUCAAUAUUCGAAAUUCAAACUAUCUUCAACAAACCUAUUGAUUUAUUAUUUGAGAAUAGACAUACCAUACCCAUUGAUAGAAUAUACAAAAUAUUUGAACAUGACUGUCCAAAGGACUUUGACAAGAUUCUAUUCUCCUAUCUAAUAAAAUUUUUAGAUACAGACGACUCCUUUAUGAUAAAUCCUUACGAAAAUCAGCUUAUUGAACUUUAUUCUGAAUACGAUCCACAGAGUCUCUUGCCCUUUUUACAAAAGCACAGUAAUUAUAAUGUAGAGACUGCCAUCGAAGUUUGUUCCUCCAAACCUGGUCUGUACAACGAAUUGAUUUACUUGUGGGGGAAAAUCGGUGAAACAAAAAAAGCUUUAUCAUUAAUUAUCGACGAGCUUCAAAACCCACAAUUAGCCAUUGAUUUUGUUAGGAACUGGGGUGAUUCAGAUCUUUGGGAAUUUAUGAUUAACUAUAGUCUAGAUAAACCAAAUUUUACAAGGGCAAUUUUAACAUGUUCUGAUGAAACAAGUGAAAUAUAUUUAAAAGUAAUCAGAGGAAUGUCGAAUGAUUUAAAAAUUGACAAUCUGCAGGAUAUCAUCAGGCAUAUUGUCCAAGAAAAUUCGUUGAGCUUAAAAGUACGCGAUAAUAUAUUGGUGAUCAUUAAUGAUGAAACCAAUAAGUUCGCCAAUGAAUUCUUGAAGAUUAGAAGUCAAGGCAAACUAUUUCAAGUUGACGAAAGUGACGGUGAAAUCAAUGAUGAUCUAUAUAACGUGUUUUGA
Messenger RNA from Saccharomyces eubayanus, 2979 nucleotides. It is a transcript of the gene VPS41, whose product is annotated as Vps41p. The record is from RefSeq and is a predicted model, not a curated record. The transcript has a single exon. NCBI's taxonomy places the organism in Eukaryota, Fungi, Ascomycota, Saccharomycetes, Saccharomycetales, Saccharomycetaceae. The coding region runs from base 1 to 2979 and encodes 992 amino acids. Gene Ontology annotation, biological process: vesicle-mediated transport; macroautophagy; endosomal vesicle fusion. Gene Ontology annotation, molecular function: protein binding. Gene Ontology annotation, cellular component: HOPS complex; late endosome.